Messenger RNA from Helianthus annuus (common sunflower), 384 nucleotides. Its product is annotated as probable serine/threonine-protein kinase PIX13. Bases 1 to 384 code for a protein of 127 amino acids. The transcript has 2 exons. The record is from RefSeq and is a predicted model, not a curated record. Gene Ontology annotation, biological process: protein phosphorylation. NCBI's taxonomy places the organism in Eukaryota, Viridiplantae, Streptophyta, Magnoliopsida, Asterales, Asteraceae. Gene Ontology annotation, molecular function: ATP binding; protein kinase activity.
AUGGCCCCGAAACAGGAGAAACACAUGUUACUACACGUGUUAUGGGAACCUAUGGCUAUGCAGCCCCAGAGACAUUUGACUACAAAAAGUGACAUCUACGGUUAUGGAAUUGUGUUGUUGGUAAGUAUAACAGGCCGAAAGGCAAUGGAUGUCAGACGACCUGAAGGGCAGCAGAGCUUGGUGGAUUGGGCAAGUUCAAUCCAAUCAAAUAGAAAAAACUUGAAGGAAAUAAUGGAUCCACGUCUUGAACAUAACUACUCCGUACAAGGUGCUUUCGAAUGUGUUGCAUUGGCAUUAAGAUGCGUUGCAAACAAACCCAAAGAUAGACCUUCAAGUGAAGAAAUUUUGCAGAGUUUGGAACAAAUUUAUGCUCUUUACAAGUAA